GGAGAGUGCGCUCGACAGAGAGUGCGAGAGAGAGAGACACAGAGGGGGAGGCUGGUUCCUGAUACCAAGACACGGAAAAGCAGGGGAGGGAGAGAGAGAGAAGAGACUGACGGAGAAGGGAGAGGGGGGAGAAAACAGGGGAAUUACACUCAGAGGCACAAAACGCUCGGAGAGGGAGAAUAAAAAUAUUGAACUGCCUCGGUCCCUGACACACCAAAUUGGACCCCAAACCAUCGACAUUGCGUUUACCCAGACCCAUGGGUUAACAGCAUCUCACCAGGAUAAGGACCCACCAGAUUGUCAAAUGAAUAACAGGAAGGAAGACAUGGAGAUCACGUCCCACUACCGGCAGCUCCUGCGGGAGCUCAACGAGCAGCGGCAGCACGGCGUCCUGUGCGACGUCUGCAUCGUGGUGGAGGGCAAGAUCUUCAAGGCGCACAAGAACGUGCUGCUGGGCAGCAGCCGCUACUUCAAGACACUCUACUGCCAGGUGAAGAAGGGCCCGGAGCAGCAGGCCACCGUCACGCACCUGGACAUCGUCACGGCACAGGGCUUCAAGACCAUCCUGGACUUCAUGUACUCCGCCCACCUGGCACUCACCAGCAAGAACGUCAUCGAGGUGAUGUCGGCCGCCAGCUACCUGCAGAUGACCGACAUCGUGCAGGCGUGCCACAACUUCAUCAAGGCCGCGCUGGACAUCAGCAUCCGUUCCGAGCUGGCCGAAGAGCUGGCCGACUUUGAGAUGGGCGUGGCGGCGGUGGGCGGGGCAGCCGGAGGAGGGGCAGAAGCUCUAGCCUCCAUGAUGUCAGCCCGCAGCUCCUCCCCCUGGCUGGCGCGCCGCACCAGCCCAGCCAAUUCCUCAGGUGACUCUGCCAUCGCCAGCUGCCACGAUGGCGGCAGCACCUAUGGCAAGGAGGACCAGGAGCCCAAAAGCCAUGAGAGCCAGGAGGACACCUCGGCGCCGCCCCAGUGGCCGCCCGAGUUUCACCCCGUCCAGAUCAAGGAGGAGCAGGUCUCCCCGUCGAACUUUAAGGAGGGUCCGGCUGCCGGUGGCCAGGGGAGCCUGGCGGAACAGGCCAAUGGGGACAGCUGGCAACCUUCUGGAUCAGGUCGGCGCAAGAACCGCAAAAACAAAGACACUGUACGGCACAUCACGCCGCAGGCGGAGGGAGACAGCCGGGCAGGUUCCCCGCUGCCCGCCGUCCUCGCGGGGCCUGGCUGGAACUACGGCAAUCAGGACAUCUCAGGCGGUGACGAUACGGAGCCUAGCGGCUCAGAGAGCCGCACCAACCGGCUGGAGUUCUUCGUAAAGCAGGAGGAGUCUCUGUCGGGGGAUGCUGGACUCCUCCCACAGUCGCUCGCUGCCGAGAAGGAGGACGCUGCCAGCCAAGCGGCCUCCGUGGCCAACUUGCGGGCGGCACUGAUGAGCAAGAACAGCCUCCUGUCACUGCGGCCUGAUAUGCUAGGCGAGGACAACCCCCUUCUCUACGAGUACCUGCCCAAAGGCAGCCACUCCUUGUCCCUGAACGAUUUCACCGUCAUCAGGAAGAAGUUCAAAUGUCCGUACUGCAGCUUCUCUGCCAUGCACCAGUGCAUCCUGAAGAGGCACAUGCGCUCCCACACCGGCGAGAGGCCGUACCCCUGCGAGAUCUGCGGCAAGAAGUUCACCCGCCGUGAGCACAUGAAGAGACACACGCUGGUGCACAGUAAGGACAAGAAGUACGUGUGCAAGGUGUGCAGCCGCGUAUUCAUGUCGGCCGCUAGUGUUGGCAUCAAGCACGGCUCCCGUCGCCACGGCGUCUGCGCAGACUGCUCCGGGCGGGGCAUGGCCGCCCUGCUGGACCAGAGCGGCGACGGGGGCGAGGAGGGUUCCCCCGAGGAGGACCUGUACCCCGGAGAUCACCGCUUUCCGGACGACCCCACCGACGGCGACGAGGAAAUGCUGGCCGACGGGGAGAUGAUGGGGGACGUGGACGGGGACGAGGAUGGCAGCAAGUGGAAGAACCACUCAGGAAUGUCUCACCGGGACGCCAUGUUAGACAAUGACAAGGAGGAGAGCGAUUCGGCACAGGAAGGGGAGAACCACGCUGGUAGUGACAAAGAUUUCACCUGGAUCUCUUAGUCCAGCUCUUAUUUUUGGGUGGAAUCUCAAAUUCGUAUGAUGAGAGCCCCAGGGCUAAGGAGAAGACCCCACAACGUUAGAGACCACGCCAGGUGCGACAUCUCAUCUGCGUCGGUGGAGAUGCUGGCUACUUUCAGUUCGUUUCGUUUCUGUUUUUUUUUCCGAAGACGUGUUCCGUGGAGAGUCAGAUAGGUGAUGCUGGGCGUCGCUCCGGCAUUUCGCGUCACGCCGGCCCCGGAGGCUUUUCACGUGUCUUCUGUGAGCGCUGGGCUCCGCCGUCGACGGUCGCGUAGUGAUGACGCUUUUACUUUUUCAAACGAGACGCGCGCCGCCCGGCGGCCGUGCCGCAAGCCGUCCCCCGUCACGAGGGUGUGUUUCUAUUGCAAAACUGUAGGUGUCUGGUAAUUUUCAGCAGUUUUACGCACGUUGUCUUGCUGAAAACUGCCCCAGAUUUGCACUUUAACGUCAAACAGAUUCCUAUCAGUUCCUAGAUUCCGUGGUUUACAAUUUAUUUUAAUUUACACUGAGGACUAGGUUACCACGCCAACCUUAAGGAUAUAUGUCCUAAUGACUGUUAUCUAUAUUUCUGCAGAUUUGCCUUUUUAAACGUUUUUUUCUUCUGCCAGAAUCUGCCAGAUUUCGCGGUUCUAUUAAUUGCUAUUAAGGAACGUGGAAAAUACAUCUGUAAAUACAAAUAUUAUGCAGUGAAGAUCAGCGAUGACAAACAUGAGGAGUUUUUUUUUUGCUCCUAAGAUGGCAUGAUGUGUACCAGGGGAAAAGAGAGGGAAAAGUGAGAGAGACAGAAAGAGAGAUGGGGAGAUCUGAGAGCAGUAAUACCCAUGCACUCCUUCCUUCUGUGGCCAUUGGUCAUUAGAUGGAAGAUGAUGGCUGCUUUUAAUCUGUUUGUUUUGUUUUCCAGACGGACCACAGUCUCCUUCCCGAUGAAGGGGGAGGGUAAGGAAAUACUUAAUAUGCCUUUAACCUCUCACACUCCACCCUUUUUUUAACGGGGGAGGGAGGGGAAGGGGCCAGAUCAGCUGCGGUCCCCCAGAGAUCGCUGGCUCACAGAAAUGUGGGCGCCAGGUCCCGUUUUCUGUGGAGACUCGUUUAAUUAUCGCUCAGCCGUUCUUCCUGUCUCUCUUCCGUUCACUCUUCUGGGGGUGUUUCGGUGUUCCUCGGUGAAGAACGCAAAUGUUCAUGGACCUACUAUUUUUUACUCACUUAAUUUUCAUAUUUACGUUUGUUGUUCAGAUAUGCACCUGUUUAUGUAUUUUUAUGGGGGGGGGGAAAGCUGUCUCAUUUUAUUUCCGAGUGAAACCUUUACUGAUGUCUUUUCUCUUAAAAAAAGUCACAAAACAUAAACAAAAACAGAAAAAACAAGCUGCUUUGCUUGAAAUGUAAUACAUUAAGUGGGCUGUUAAAGUGACUUUUGAUUUUAUUCCAGGGCUUAUUUAUUGAACGUUGUUUUAAAUGGAAUAACUGUUUUUUAAUGAGACAUUCCUUCCUCUCAGUUCAGUCAGUCCUAAAGGCACAAAUGGUUAUUGUUGUGUAGUUUAUUUUUUAUUUUUGAGAUCACUUCUCUGUUUGUGCCAGGAUAUUUGACCUUGGGAGUGAGACCGGUCUGAUUUAUUAAGUGCUGGAUGCUAAGCUUUAUUACGUGUUUCAUUUUAAUAUUUUCUAUCUGUAAAAAGAAAGCUUUUAUACUUCGCCUUUGUUGUGGACAGCAAAGCCGCGUGGCUUUCAAACUUUUUAAUUGUGCCAGUUCUAUGCUUUUUUGUUGUAAUUAUUUUUUGUAUUUGUAUUUGUAUUUGUUUUGCAAAGAAAGGAUUUUUUUGAAAUGCUAAUUUAUUGGUUAUGUAUUGUCGGAAAGAUAUAUGCUUUUACCGCACAUGCUUCUAUAUUACUAACAUACACUAAAUAAUGAAUAUUAUACCAAAAAUAACUAACAUACGUUGUAUACAUUAAGUGCUUUUGUUUGACCAGAUGGUGUGCAGGUUCAAAGCUUUGAAAUUCGUUUUGCUUUGCUUUCCGGUUUUAGACAGUUCAAGUUAUACGCGUUACGCAUGCGUUAAGGUGAGAAUUGCGCGCGGAGAGGGGUUCAUAUGAGCGACUGUUGUUUCGGAUUGCGUUUUUUAUUUCGCGAGGAGGGCGAGGAUUUCAGAGUGGUGGAGCGAGGCUAGUGUUGUGUCAAGCACAAACCGAACCGGAUAAGUAGACGCGAUCCUGGCCUUAUCGCCGCGGGCCCCACUGACGAGCUCCUGUGCCGCCCUGCCUGGUCAAUGUGAAACUCGGAUCCUCAGUCUUAAUACAUAUUUACACUCGGCACUGGGAUUUUUUUUUUUUUUUAAACAAAAAAAACUAUUUAUUGUUUAUACAUCGUUUAUAAUCAACAUAAAUAUAUCGGGGAAAACGUGACAUAAUUCCACAAAAUGUUUUAUUGCUGGUGAUAAAAAUAUCUGAAAUAUAUAAAUUAGUGUACAGCUAGUAUUUUUUAUAGAAAUCGUUAUUAACGUUAUGAAUAAUAUAAUUAGUCUACCACUGGUGCUUUGACCAUCAAAAACCAUGCAGAAUAAUGUUUCAUUUACCUCUGUAUAACUCGCUGUAUCUAAAUACCUACAUGCAGACUAACUGACUAAAUUACAGAGUUUUAAACUAAAUGAUGGAAUCAGUUGUUAUUCAGGAAUGAUUCAUUCAGCCCAGUAGAUGUGCCUGGAUAUAUUCCUUAAUAAUAUGUAAGGAUUUUUCCCUAUACCGAACGAUAUCGGACGUAGCCAAUGUCAAAGUGGUGUAACUUAGAUUGGUUGCUGCAAAAACAUGGAAGCCGGUCAGGGGUUUGUUUACAAGACAGCGAGUCGGACUGGCUUUCCAAAGGAAUACCGGGAUAGCGGGCCGCAAUGGCACCGCCAGGCGCGAGGAGCCGGGCCACCGCCGGCUCGCGAGGCUCCCAGUGAGCCCUUCUGUUCCUCUGUUAAACCAAAGCUCCGUUGGACCCUCUGCACACCUCUGGUUGGUCUCACAUAAUGCAAACUGGAACUAUUUGCAAUAUUACAGACGGAAAGAGUAUUUAAUAAGAAAUUAAGUUCAGUUCUUUACCCGUAUAGCUUGAUUCAGUACGUAUGUGCAAAUCAUGAAGCCAUAGAUAUGGUUGUUUCUAGAUUAUGCUAUAUAUUUCAAAUUCCUUCUUUUAAUUUUAGAUUCUGUUAUUUACUAAGAGUGUUGUGUGUAUACCUUCACAUUAUAUAUAAAUGAUUAUAUAUAAAUGAUAUAUUAUUUAUUUUUUCCAAAACGUUUCAAGAAUCCUUGGUUGAGAAGGAUCACACUUGAAGCGAUUAGAGUUCUCUGUGGGGAAUACAGUUCAUUAUGAUACUGACUUUAUAACUAUAUCAACCUGUGUUUGCAAUGAAGAAGUGUUGAAUAAUUGAAAACCGAUUUAGUUAUCGCAAUUAGUGGAUGAAGAUAACGGUGCGUUGUACUGUUUUUUCUGUAUACGUAUGAUAGUACUGAUCAUCACAUUUUUUUCUAGUUGAAACAUGAAACGCGUGUAGAUUUGAAGGCGCACCUGUGGUGUGUCUGCGUCUCUUCUUAACUUCAUGUUAGUGGGAUUAGCUUGACUAUUAUUCGCAAAACCAAUCAGUCUCAAUAAAUUGGAAAUUGCUGCUGAAAAAAAAAA
Molecule: messenger RNA, 5792 nt
Organism: Paramormyrops kingsleyae
Lineage: Eukaryota; Metazoa; Chordata; Actinopteri; Osteoglossiformes; Mormyridae
Gene: zbtb46
Product: zinc finger and BTB domain containing 46
Biological process (GO): regulation of transcription by RNA polymerase II
Molecular function (GO): DNA-binding transcription factor activity, RNA polymerase II-specific; protein binding; RNA polymerase II cis-regulatory region sequence-specific DNA binding
Source: RefSeq, a predicted model, not a curated record